UCAGGGGCAGGGCCGGGCCGGGAUGGGGAUGGCGGCCCCCGCCCGGCGCGGCAGUGGCGGAGCGGCGGCGGCACCGUCACCAUCAACAUCAGCAUCACUGUCACCAUCAACAUCACCAUCACCGUCACCAUGCGAGCGGCACGGGGCGCGGUGGGAAUCCUCAUCCUCUGCCUGGUUUCCGCGGCCGCGCUGGACUUUAGGUACCACCACAGCGAGGAGCUGGAGCAGUACCUGAAGGGGGUUCAUGCCGCCUACCCCGCCCUCACCCACCUGCACAGCAUCGGGCGCUCGGUGGAAGGUAGAGACCUGUGGGUUCUUGUUCUGGGAAGGUUUCCAGCCCAUCAUAAGAUUGGCAUUCCAGAGUUCAAGUAUGUUGCUAAUAUGCAUGGGGAUGAGACUGUUGGGAGAGAAUUGCUGCUGCAUUUGAUAGAUUUGCUGGUGACCAGCUACGGCCGUGACCCCGUCAUUAGCCGGUUACUCAAUCACACCCGGAUCCACAUCAUGCCAACCAUGAACCCCGAUGGCUUUGAAGCUACAAAAGUGCCUGAUUGUUACUACACACGGGGAAGGUACAACAAGAAUGGAGAAGAUCUGAACAGGAAUUUUCCUGAUGCCUUUGAAAAUAACAGUGCCAGCAUUCAGCCAGAGACUCGAGCAGUAAUGGACUGGAUAAAAAAUGAAACGUUUGUUCUUUCAGCAAACCUGCAUGGGGGUGCCCUGGUUGCCAGUUACACCUUUGAUAAUGGUAACCCAGUUACUGGCUCUUUGAAAGGCUAUAGCAAAUCUCCAGAUGAUGAUGUCUUUAUUCACCUGGCAAAAACCUAUUCUUCCAACCAUGCCAGCAUGUACAAAGGGACAGGGUGUGACAACAGGCAAACCUUCCCAGAAGGCAUCACCAACGGGUACUCCUGGUACCAGCUGGAAGGUGGAAUGCAAGAUUACAACUAUGUCUGGGGACAGUGUUUUGAAAUUACACUGGAGCUGUCAUGCUGUAAAUAUCCUCCAGCAGAACAGCUGGAAAAGUUCUGGAGAGACAACAAAGUUGCUCUGAUCGAAUAUAUCAAACAAGUGCACCUAGGUGUCAAAGGCCAAGUUACUGAUAAGAAUGGGAAUCCUAUUCCCAAUGCCAUCGUGGAAGCCAAAGGAAGGCCACAUGUCUGCCCCUACAGAACAAAUGAACAAGGGGAGUACUUUCUUCUCCUUUUGCCUGGGACCUAUGUGAUCAAUGCUACUGUACCAGGAUUUAAAUCGAUGCUGAAGACAGUGGAAAUACCUGACAAUACUGGAAACUUCAGUGCUUUGAAACAGGACUUCUCUUUCCCAGAGGUCUCAGAUCAGAUCAGAUCAAAAGCUGCUUCAUGUCCCAAAACUCCCCUCUACCAAGAGCUCGCACGGGCUUCAGCUGCAGUAAAACCAACCGUGCACAUCUUGGUUCUAAUGGCCACUAUGCUUGUAAUUUUCAAAUAAAGUCAGGAAUAACAAAGGCAAAGGCAAAAUCUUCCUGCACAAAUGUGGCUUUUCAGAGAAGGAAUUGUACAUGCAAAAGAAUGUAUGUUUUGUAAACCAAAUUCUCAGAUUGACAAUCAUGUUUACUGUAUUUUUUAAAAUACUGGCUUGACAAUUGAAUGUUUUACUUUAGUUAUAGUAGACAUAUUUUCAAUUGUAACAGACUGUCGUAUUUUUCUAUGUAUUUUACUCUGAACAAUUUUUGUACAGCCUAUGGAGAUAACUGUAGAAUUUUGAUGCAAAAAAGUACAACUACAUUUUGAAGACUUUUCCCAAAUUAAAAAACAUUGAGGAUUGUACUGCAAAGUUUCAUGCAAGCUCAGGUACCUCACUGAGCCAACAGCUCAGAUGCCACACAACUGUAAGUCAGCAGCUCAGUACUAAUUUCUCAUAAUAAAGCCACUGUUAAAAAUGAAGAAUGGCAUUUUUAUAUAUGCUGUUUCUUAACCUGGACAGGUGAGACUGCUCAGGGCUCAAAUGAGGCAAAGACCAGUAACACAGACAUGUUUUAAGACAAGAAGAUAAAAAUGAAAUGUGAGUAUCUGCUGAAGGGCCAUACUGUGGAAGCUGGAUGAUAAUCUGCACCAACAGGGAAAAGGGAGGAAUUUGUGACUUUGAAAACAGUGUUCUUCUAUGGCAGAGCUGCUGAAAACAGUUUGAAAGAAUCACAGACAGCUUUAUACCUUGUCCAUUUUUAACUGAAUUUGUUGUGGCACAGAACCACAUACAAUUCAGAAUUCUUUGAAUAUUUUAGCAAUGGCUUUAUACUGUUUCAACAGCUUCACUGCCCUGCUGCUCCACUGUUGGGACUGUUUAACACCCUUGCCAGGAGCUGGCAGGCACACUCAGCAAGGCAAAAGCCAGCUCCAGUUAUAGAGGGUGGUUUCAGUGUUCCCCUGGCUGGGCUGUACUGCAGGCAGGAUUAGCAGAUUCCUUUUGCCUGGCCAGUUUCAAGUCAUUUUCAGGGCCCUUUGAAGCUGCCCAAUAAACAGAAAAUUUAUCAAGAAAAGCCAGUUAGUACCACCUCCUGUGUUUAUUUUAAAGCUUUAUCUGCCAGUAAUUUUCUUAAGCAAUUUCAAAAGUAAACCACCAAAUAUUAUCUUUGGAAACAUCAGUCUUUCCCUGUAUACAGUAAAUAAAAAAUGCAGGAAUGCAGUUAAUCCUUUAA
Oenanthe melanoleuca is the source of this 2674-nucleotide messenger RNA. RefSeq names its product carboxypeptidase M (gene CPM). Gene Ontology annotation, biological process: proteolysis. Gene Ontology annotation, cellular component: cell surface. The record is from RefSeq and is a predicted model, not a curated record. Gene Ontology annotation, molecular function: zinc ion binding; metallocarboxypeptidase activity. The transcript has 9 exons. Lineage: Eukaryota; Metazoa; Chordata; Aves; Passeriformes; Muscicapidae. The coding region runs from base 130 to 1467 and encodes 445 amino acids.